This is a messenger RNA of Chaetomium fimeti, 1153 nucleotides long. RefSeq lists its product as uncharacterized. Bases 134 to 988 code for a protein of 284 amino acids. NCBI's taxonomy places the organism in Eukaryota, Fungi, Ascomycota, Sordariomycetes, Sordariales, Chaetomiaceae. The record is from RefSeq and is a predicted model, not a curated record. The transcript has a single exon.
UAUCGCGAUGCAGCAACUUGAAAAAUGGCGACAUCCCAACGCUGUGGUUGCAGCGCGGCGGCGUCAUAUCAGAUAUCGAGGCCGAUGACUGCAAUGCGCAGGACUAGUUUCGACUCCCUCGGGCCGUUGCCCUAUGAGAGCCGUCAGGCGGCUUUGGCCUGCAGAAGUCUGCAUUCCACGCCCGACGGCUCCAAUGGGGGUCGCAAGCUUUCCAGGCAUGGACGGAAAUGGUGUGUUGGCGUUCGGUCUUCCUGCCCGUUGCCGAGGAAGGGAUAAUCGGGGUUGUCUCUUUCAAUUCGCAAGGCAUCAGGGUUCGCCAUCUGGUGGUGCGCGGCUCAUGGAACUUGGGCUCCCAUCCCUUCCCGGCUCAGGUCUUCUUGAUGUUUCAGCCUGGUUCCAAUCCUCCACUCGCAGAACAUUAACGCCAGCCCAGAAAAUCCCUGCAGCGCUGCGUUUCCGCUCAAAAAUCGUUUGUAGCCUGUUUUUUCCGAGGACAGAUUUCCUUGUUGACGUCGUGCCCACGAGCGAGUUGGUACCCAAGAGCGUUGUCGGGCACGAAGACCGCGGAGUAGAGGGGGAAAGAGUGGGAGGGGAGUUGGUCAGUGGUCGCUUUUGGAGAGCAGCUUCCCCAAUCCGGGCGCAGGUUCGUCGGUGCCGUGUCCAUUCAGGCCAGUGGCUCCACUGCGAUACCCACCGGUUGAGGCCUUACGCAAAGCUUUCGACCACACAGCUCUUCCCAAGUCACCCAUCCAGGCAAGCGGCCCGCUCAGGGAAGGGACUCGCUUCGUUCCAGGCUGAGUUUACACAGUGCACAAGUACAUCCAUACAGUACCCCGCGAAGCAUCACUUUGCUGGCCCAGCAGGGCAGCAAGAGCAGGGCGAGCACGGAAUGAGGUGUCUCCUCACUUGCGCCGGCCCCGCUGCUGGUCCGCCUCGUCUCUCCCCUGUUUGUCUGGUGUUCUUUUUCGGCCAUCUUUCGACUCCCUGACCAGAAGAUCUUGAAUGUGCCUUUGGAUCUGUGCAGGGCUGCAGGGGUUGGUGCUGACCAGGUUGAUCCGCACGCGAGGGGUCUUUUUCGGCUUCGAACCCCCCACGAGAGAGGCAGAGAGGAAAAGCACCAGCAUCAGCCCGCAGCAAGCAGCGGCAGCUUCCC